CUUUUUUCUUUCUCUUCUUUUCGCUAAACUACCCCGCAAAGAUUUAAAAACAAAAAUCUGAUUUGCUCACCUUUCCUUCCUAGCUUUCCCAUUUCCCAACUGAAAACAAAUCUUUAAACGACCCCCGCCCCUCCGACGGCAGGAGCACCUGCAGAGCCUCGUAGCCCCCGACCUCCCAGCCCGACCGCCCUCCCUCUCAGCGCGCGGGUUCCGGGCCCGGCGAGAGGGCGAGAGCGCAGCCGGGGCCAUGGAGGUGACGGCGGACCAGCCGCGCUGGGUGAGCCACCACCACCCCGCGGUCCUCAACGGGCAGCAUCCGGACACGCACCACCCAGGCCUCGGCCACUCCUACAUGGACCCGGCGCAGUACCCCCUGCCGGAGGAGGUGGAUGUACUUUUUAACAUCGACGGUCAAGGCAACCACGUCCCGUCCUACUACGGAAACUCGGUGAGGGCCACCGUGCAGAGGUACCCUCCGACCCACCACGGGAGCCAGGUGUGCCGGCCGCCUCUGCUGCACGGAUCCCUGCCCUGGCUGGACGGCGGCAAGGCGCUGGGCAGCCACCACACCGCUUCACCCUGGAACCUCAGCCCCUUCUCCAAGACGUCCAUCCACCACGGCUCCCCGGGGCCCCUGUCGGUCUACCCCCCAGCCUCGUCCUCGUCCCUGUCGGCGGGCCACUCCAGCCCGCACCUCUUCACCUUUCCACCCACCCCGCCGAAGGACGUCUCCCCGGACCCGUCCCUGUCCACCCCGGGCUCAGCCGGCUCGGGCCGCCAGGACGAGAAGGAGUGCAUCAAGUACCAGGUGCCUCUGCCUGACAGCAUGAAGCUCGAGUCGGCGCAUCCCCGCAGCAGCAUGACCACCCUGGGAGGGGCGGCGGCCUCAGCCCACCACCCCAUCACCACCUACCCGCCCUACGUUCCCGAGUACAGCUCCGGACUCUUCCCGCCCAGCAGCCUGCUCGGGGGCUCCCCCACCGGCUUCGGAUGCAAGUCGAGGCCCAAGGCCAGAUCCAGCACAGAAGGCAGGGAGUGUGUGAACUGUGGGGCAACGUCCACCCCGCUGUGGCGUCGAGAUGGAACAGGGCAUUACCUGUGCAACGCCUGUGGGCUCUACCACAAGAUGAACGGACAGAACCGGCCCCUCAUCAAACCCAAGCGAAGGCUGUCAGCAGCAAGAAGGGCAGGUACGUCCUGUGCAAACUGUCAAACCACAACCACGACUCUCUGGAGAAGAAAUGCCAAUGGAGACCCUGUCUGCAAUGCCUGCGGGCUGUACUACAAGCUGCACAAUAUUAACAGACCCCUGACUAUGAAGAAGGAAGGCAUCCAGACCAGAAACCGAAAAAUGUCUAGCAAAUCCAAAAAGUGCAAAAAGGUGCACGACACGCUGGAGGACUUCCCCAAGAGCAGCUCGUUCAACCCCGCCGCCCUCUCCAGACACAUGUCUUCCCUCAGUCACAUCUCACCCUUCAGCCACUCCAGCCACAUGCUGACCACGCCCACGCCGAUGCACCCGCCCUCCAGCCUCUCCUUCGGACCUCACCACCCUUCCAGUAUGGUCACCGCCAUGGGUUAGGGUCCCUGCUCGAUGCUCAAAGAUCUCCAGGCGAGAGUCCCUCCAGCCCCUUCUACGUGCAUUUUCGCAGGAGCAGAAUCAUGAAACCGAAACCCGAUGGAUCUAUAUGUUUUUGCAGGCAGAAAGCAACACGAUGUUUGCCACUUGGACAGAGGAGCCCGCUGUGGUGUCUGUGUUCUCACUCCCUGAAUCUGGAUACCAUUUGUGAAUAAGCCAUUCAGACUCAUAUUCCCUAUUGAACAGGGUCUCUCUAGUGCUGUGAAAAAAAAAAAAUCGCUAAACAUUGCAUAUAACUUAUAUUGUAAGAAAUACUGUACAUUGGAAGAAGAAGACUUUAUUGCCUCUGUCAGGAAGGCACGAAGGACGCCAUGCAUUUUAAGGACGAUGGAAGAAAAUAAAGUGUGGAAAUUAAGAAGAAACUAGUUCUGAUAUCCAAAUGGACAAACUACCAGUUUUGUUUCCUUUUCCUGGUCACAGUUUGAUGCAUUAAAAGAAAAAAAAAAAAAAAGGAAAAAAAAAAAGAAAAAUGUUGUAGGCGAAUCAUUCGUUCAAAGCUGUGGGCCUCUGCGUAGGAAAUUCUAUCACUCCGGGCAACGCGUUACACUCCCAGAUUGCCAUGGAGGGUUCAGUUAGACUUUCCUAGGCCUCCAUGCUUUGUGAACAAGUCCCUGUAAUUGUCGUUUGUAUGUAUAAUUCAAAGCACCAAAGUAAGAGAAGUUGUAGAUUUAUUUCAUCAUAUUAUACAGACUGAAUGGUUGUACAAAUUUAUUUCCUGCUAGUGUUAAGAACUGCUUUUUUUGUGUGUGUGUGUUUCCGUUUUAAUAUUUUCCUUCUCUCUCAAUUUUUGGUUGAAUAAACUAGAUGACGUUCAGUUGACCUAA
This is a messenger RNA of Lagenorhynchus albirostris (white-beaked dolphin), 2463 nucleotides long. RefSeq names its product GATA binding protein 3 (gene GATA3). The coding region runs from base 248 to 1582 and encodes 444 amino acids. The record is from RefSeq and is a predicted model, not a curated record. The transcript is spliced from 5 exons. Gene Ontology annotation, cellular component: nucleus. Gene Ontology annotation, biological process: cell fate commitment; positive regulation of transcription by RNA polymerase II; immune system development. Gene Ontology annotation, molecular function: zinc ion binding; RNA polymerase II cis-regulatory region sequence-specific DNA binding; DNA-binding transcription factor activity, RNA polymerase II-specific. NCBI's taxonomy places the organism in Eukaryota, Metazoa, Chordata, Mammalia, Artiodactyla, Delphinidae.